This is a messenger RNA of Clupea harengus (Atlantic herring), 2541 nucleotides long. It is a transcript of the gene gpc3, whose product is annotated as glypican 3. NCBI's taxonomy places the organism in Eukaryota, Metazoa, Chordata, Actinopteri, Clupeiformes, Clupeidae. Gene Ontology annotation, cellular component: plasma membrane; cell surface; extracellular region. Gene Ontology annotation, biological process: cell migration; positive regulation of canonical Wnt signaling pathway; regulation of protein localization to membrane. The record is from RefSeq and is a predicted model, not a curated record.
UGUGAUUUAUGAAAUAAAAUAUAGUGUGUUAUGGACUGCACUGUCUCUUAAAUCAUUGAUGGGUCUCAUCGUAGGCAUUGUAAAAGAGUCAGUCUGGUGGAGAACCUGUAUAGGUUUAGUUCCGCUUUUUUCCAGCUCUUGUGUAUUAGAAUACUUCGGAACAAUCUACAGUCUUGGUGAAUGUAUAGGAAACCCCAAGUUACCAUCGGCACUGUUUGCUCUGCUGACCCGCUUACACAGACUACAGAAUCAGACCCUGAGCAUUAGAAAGUGUUAAGUAGGAUGCGCGGGAGCUCUUACGUAUCACGCACCCUGAACGGCGACAACGUGCAGGCAGCCUCUGAAUCAGCCUUUCAUCUCAGCUCAUCUGCCACUGGAACAAGUCAGAGAGGAGUUUACAGUGCGUUGCCUGGGCUCCGUAUAUUCCCAUACUAGUUUGUCUUUUUAAUUUUUGUUCUUGGACUUAAAUUCUUCGUCAGUGAUCAGCUGGUGAAGGCAACGAGGGAAGUUUUCGCUAUAACUGAGGAUGCUCAUCCAACGCUGACUGCUGAUCAGGAGCCUUCCUAACGUUUAGUUAUCCUACAGUUAAACGAAUGUGGAGUGCGUUUAGUAAAUUCGUCCCUUUCGUUUGUUCUUACAACUUGUAAAAACCGUGUUAUAUUCGCUUUCGUGAACUACAAUAAUGGCCGGAAUCUUUGUAUCAGGUGCGCUUAUUCUUUUCGCCCUGUUCUGGCCGUCCACCCAACCCAGCAGCCAGGUGCUCAACUGCCACGAAGUGCGUGCAUCCUUCCAGUCUCUUUAUCCAGGAAUGAAGGGGGCACCAGAAACGCCUGUGUCAGGCGUGGAUCUUCAGGUGUGUCAGCCCAAAGGCAUGACCUGCUGCACACGCAAGAUGGAGGAACGGUACCUGGUCACCGCCAAGCAGAACAUGGAGUCCAGUCUGCAGACCACCAGCACCCAGCUCAAACUCCUGAUCAUCCAGAAUGCCGCCCUGUUCCAAGAGGCCUUUGAUGUGGUGCUGCGUCUGGGCCGGAACACCACGCUGCUGAUGCUGCGGGAGGAGUUCCCCGGGCUGGGGGGCGGGGCCUCGAGUGCGGUGGGCCAGCUCUUCCUGGAGGUGUCCCUCUACAUCCUGGGCUCGGACGCUCACGUGGACAACAUGGUGGCCGGCUUCUUCUCGCGCCUCUUCCCCCUCGCCUACCGCCGCCUGCUGGGCGGCAGCGCCUCCCUGCCGCAGGCGUCCGACGAGUGCCUGCGGACGGCCUGGAGCCAGGGGCCCGGCGGCGGGGCCUUUGGCACCUACCCCAAGCUGCUGAUGACGCGGCUGUCGCGCUCGCUGCUGGCCACCCGCAUCUUCCUGCAGGCGCUCAACCUGGGCAUCGAGGUGGUCAACACCACGCAGCACCUGCGGGCGGGCCGGGAGUGCGGCCGCGCCCUGCUGCGUCUCUGGCACUGCCCGCACUGCCAGGGCCUGACGGAGGGGACGCGGCUGUGCCCGGCGCUCUGCCUGGGCGCGAUGCAGGGCUGCCUGGGGGGCGCGGCGGAGGUGCAGCCCCACUGGAGGAGCUUCGUGGACGGGCUGGGCCGGCUGGUGGAGGGCAUGAGGGGCGACCAGGACGUGGAGGACGUGGCCCUCGGGAUCCCAGCGCUGGUCAGGAGUGCACUCCGACACGUCACCGCCGCCGCCCACAGGACCCGCAUCAACACUGCGGUGACUGGAGUGUGUGCGCACUCACCUCCGCGGGUGUCGCGCUCCGUAGCUGUCGCCCCAGACCCCCCACGGGCUGCCCCGGCGUCGCGCAACCUCCAGUCCAUGAACUUUGACCCCGAGGAGACCCUGUCCGGUCGACGCAGGAAGUUCAUCUCCGGCCUGCGGGGCUUCAGCUCUUUCUACAGUGGCCUGGGGGAGGCACUGUGCAGCCGUGAGCCAGCCGCGCUCAACGACUCCCUCUGCUGGAACGGACAGGAAAUGACCGACAAGUUCCCUGGUCCAGGCCUGAGGAAAGUCUCCCAUGGCUCAGACUCCCGGAACAAGCCCCCGGAACCUGUCAUCAGCCAGAUCAUUGACAAACUCAAACACAUCAACCAGCUCUUGCGGAUGGUGACCGUGUCGGAGAAGCGCUGGCGGGCGAGACCAGGAGGGGGCGCCAUGAAGCGUGACCGAGGCGGGCAGAUGGGCGAGGGCACAGAGGGCACGGAGGGCCUGGCGAGUGGGGACUGCGACGAUGAGGACGAGUGCACUGGCGUUUCAGGGCUGGGCCCGCCCCCGCGACACAAGCAGCUACGCAUCUUCUCAGGCUUGGCAGAUAACCUGGCUAUUGAUGACUUCACUUUCCAAGAGCUGUUGCUGACGCCUCGGCUGGCUACUGACUCACACAUGGGUCCCUCGGUCCCCGGGAGGGCAGGAUCAGUGUGUGGCCCCAGCGUGGCCCUCCUCCUCCUCCUCCUGGUCCUCAUCACCCUCAUCCAUCUUCGGCAUUAGUGACCACCCCUGCUCCCUCACCACAGGAUUCCUUCCCUGGACACGAGGAGUUCGUCCAG